This is a messenger RNA of Trypanosoma grayi, 428 nucleotides long. RefSeq names its product methyltransferase. The transcript has a single exon. NCBI's taxonomy places the organism in Eukaryota, Euglenozoa, Kinetoplastea, Trypanosomatida, Trypanosomatidae. The record is from RefSeq and is a predicted model, not a curated record. The annotation marks the transcript as partial.
CACGGCGCACUACACCAACGACGAGCUGCCAACGCACCCGUCGCUGCGGCUGCUGCACGACUUGCCGCAGCGCGUCUCGCUGAAGGUGGUGCGGCGCCUCAUCGUGAUGGAGAAGACACGCCCCGCGCCGUUCCCGCGGCCGUCGCGUGCGGUGUGUGCGGCAACGCGGCAGGCGCGGGACCUGCGUGCUCUGAUGGACGCCACCGAGCUCCCCGACAACAGCGACUACAUGCACUACCGCGCCAAACUGAUGCGUAAGCGCGAGGCAACGAGGCAGUACUUUUCCGCCACGGCUUCUGCUGCAAACAACAACACCGCCACGUGCAACGACGACGGCACCAAGGUCAGCAGCAGCAGCAGCAGCAGUGACGCGCUGUUGUGUGGGGCCCGGCCGAGCCGCAAGAAGAUGUCCAAAACAGAGCGGCAGG